AUGACUCCGUUCGCAAGUGACCACGGUGGUUUCCAUUUGGGACCUACACAUCUGACUCGCUCUCUCCCCUCGUCACCUCGACUCCGCGGACGCGACGGCCUCAUCAUGUGGGAUAACCUCUCCAUCCCGCCCGAGGGCCUCAUCGGAGGAUACCAGGGGGGCAGCAUGGCGAUCAAGAUCCUGAUGGCCGUCUUCAGCGCCAUCGCGCUGUACAACGCCAUCGAACUCGUCAUCCUCAUCUUCCUCACCUUCACGCGCUACACCGGCCUGUACUUCUGGACCAUGCUGCUGUCCGACGUGUUCGGCGUCAUCCCCCACGCCGUCGGUUAUUUGCUGGAGUUCUUCGCCAUCGGUCCGCUGUGGUUCGCCGUCACCUUUUCCACCAUCGGCUUCUACUUCAUGGUCCCCGGUCAGUCGGUCGUGCUGUAUUCCCGCCUGCACUUGGUGGUGCAGAGCCAGACCCUGCUGCGGCGGGUGCGUUACCUGAUCAUCUUCGACGCCAUCGUCCUGCUGAUUCCCACCACCAUCCUCACCUACUCCACCAUCUACAUCCGCACCGACCCCAUCAUCCGGGGAUACAACGUCAUGGAGCGGAUGCAGCUGGCGUGGUUCUGCGCGCAGGAGAUCCUCAUCUCGAUUAUCUACAUCGUCGAGACGGUCAAGCUGCUGCGGCUGCGGCCGGACAAGGACCCCCAGCGGCACAAGACCAUGUACGAGCUGAUCGCCAUCAACCUGGUGAUCAUCCUCCUGGACGUCGCCCUGCUGGUGCUCGAGUACGUCGGCCUGUACACCCUGCAGACCACGCUCAAGGCCGCGGUGUACAGCGUCAAGCUCAAGCUGGAGUUCGGGGUGCUGCGGAAGCUGGUCUCGCUGGUCAAUACGCGGCACUCGGACUCCAGUUCCUCGGACCGGGAGGAGUUCCCCAACUUUGUGGACCCGGACCAGAUCACCGGCGACGUGACGCAUGCCACCCGCGCGGACGGACGGCCGCCACAGUACCCGUGGACGGCGAUCUCGAUGGACAGUCUGGCCCUGUCAGAACGACGACGGAGCCGAAAUCCCACCUCCCUGGAGGUGCCCCGAUCUCCGUGACCUCCUGUUCUCCUGCGAGGCUUCUUCAACCAUCUCGCAUUCGAGAUCACUAGCGCCCGAGGUCUUGUGAACCGACACAGGCCUAUGGUGCUGCGCAUUUGGGGCGAUUCGCAUGCC
This is a messenger RNA of Aspergillus heteromorphus CBS 117.55, 1209 nucleotides long. RefSeq lists its product as uncharacterized. The transcript is spliced from 2 exons. The coding region runs from base 1 to 1092 and encodes 363 amino acids. NCBI's taxonomy places the organism in Eukaryota, Fungi, Ascomycota, Eurotiomycetes, Eurotiales, Aspergillaceae. The record is from RefSeq and is a predicted model, not a curated record.